UUGCCUCGUGCAUCCACAAUAUGAAAACGUCCACAAAGCUAUAUGUUCGGAUAGGGUUUCUGUGUUUGAUAGCAGUGUUGGAUGGCAUGGUUGACAGUUGCAUGGGACCGGCACUGCGAGAUCUACAAUGUAUCUUCAAUGUGACACUACAGAAGGUCAGUCUGUUCAAGCCUGCCAUUACAGCAGGUAGGGUCAUCGGGGCACUACUGUUCUUGAAAAUUCCAGGUCGUGUCGACAUCUACGGAGUAGCAGCAGCUACUAUGACAAUGGCAAGCUGUCUCUUGGCCGUCGUUCCUGUACUACCCUCAUUUUGGAUGGCACUUGGAUUAUCGGGCGCAGUUGGAUUGGCUAAUGGAGCGUCAGUGCACGCAAGGAUUAUCCUCUCCGGGGAACUGAGUAAGCAGCAUGCUGCAACCAUUCACAUCAUCAACUUAGCUACGUCAGCAGGAUCCGUUACAGGGCCGUUGAUCAUUUCCCCAUUUCUAUCUGACAGUGUCGCACAAAGAUACACUAGGCAACAGCUUCCCCUCGACCUUCAGAAUGAUAUGCCACCUGCUCCCCUGGAUGCUGAAGAGCCUUCUCCACAUCCCCGUCAGGCAUGUGCCAAUGGUACACGUGGUUCACCGUCUUGA
This is a messenger RNA of Haliotis rubra (blacklip abalone), 632 nucleotides long. RefSeq lists its product as uncharacterized. NCBI's taxonomy places the organism in Eukaryota, Metazoa, Mollusca, Gastropoda, Lepetellida, Haliotidae. The transcript is spliced from 4 exons. The record is from RefSeq and is a predicted model, not a curated record. The coding region runs from base 21 to 632 and encodes 203 amino acids.